CGCCCGCGCCCUCCUCUCGCCGGCCUUCUGCGGCCCGAGGUGGCGGGCCCGGCGCCCGGCGCGAUGAGCGGCGCCUGCACGAGCUACGUGAGCGCCGAGCAGGAGGAGGUGCGCGGCUUCAGCUGCCCGCGGCCGGGGGGCGAGGCGGCCGCCGUCUUCUGCUGCGGCUUCCGCGACCACAAGUACUGCUGCGACGACCCGCACAGCUUCUUCCCCUACGAGCACAGCUACAUGUGGUGGCUCAGUGUUGGUGCUCUUGUGGGCCUGUCCAUAGCAGCGGUGGUCCUCCUGGCCUUCGUGGUCACCGCCUGUGUGCUCUGUUACCUGUUCAUCAGCUCAAAGCCUCACACAAAGUUGGACCCAGGUUUAAGCUUACAGACUACAGCUUGCUGUUUUCCAGAACCCGAGGAAAUGUCCCCUGACUGCCAAGAUGAGACUACAAGCAAGUUGGUGGAGAUACCAGGAGUGAAUUCUCUAAGGCAGAGUCACCUCUUCCUGAACUCACGGCUGGACUGCAAUGAGGAGCAGGCGAUGGACCCCAAACACCUCUUCCAGUACUGCUUCAUGGCCACAGUGACUACCAGUGACAUUCCCGGCAGCCCUGAGGAGGCCCUUGUCCCCAACCUAAUUGCACAUGGACCAGACCCAUAGACAUCCAAUAAACUUCUC
This is a messenger RNA of Eptesicus fuscus (big brown bat), 669 nucleotides long. RefSeq names its product shisa like 2A (gene SHISAL2A). The record is from RefSeq and is a predicted model, not a curated record. NCBI's taxonomy places the organism in Eukaryota, Metazoa, Chordata, Mammalia, Chiroptera, Vespertilionidae. The coding region runs from base 64 to 651 and encodes 195 amino acids. The transcript has 3 exons.